AAGCGAAAGAGGCCUGGAAGCAAAAGUGGGCAGGGCCCAAAAAAGAAUAGGGUAAAGUUACACAUAAGACAACAAAGGCCAACAGGCAGUCAGGAGAGAGAGGGAGAGAGAGAGAGAGAGAGAGAGAGAGAGAGAGAGAGAGAGAAACUGAAAGAUAGGCAUCUACAGAGAAAACAAGCGAGAUAAAAGAAAAAGGGAAGAUGAGUUUAGUUUCAUCUUUAUGACGUACGAUGACUGCUGGUAAAUGACGAGUGAAAGAAGGAAGGAAAGAGUUGCUGGCAGAGGAUUGUGAGGAUUAAGAGAAACAGGAGACCAGAGAGCAGAGAGAGAGAGAGCAAUAGAGAGAGAGGAGAAGAGAGAGAGAGAGAGAGAGAGAGAGGUAACUACAGGACACUGAGCAGACUGAGAAUUGCCUUUGCAUUGAGUUGUUUUAGAUGAACAUGUGAACCAAAGUUUGCAGGUAGAUCAGACUACGGACAGAGCGAGAGAGCGAGAGAGCGAGAGAGCGACAAACGUGACCAUGCUGUUGAAAGAGUACAGGAUAUGCAUGCCUCUUACUGUGGAGGAGUACAAGAUCGGGCAGCUGUACAUGAUCAGCAAGCACAGCCUCGAGCAGAGCAGCGGAGGGGAGGGGGUGGAGGUGGUCCGGAACGAGCCCGACACUCACCCCCAGUACGGACAAGGCCAAGUCACAGAGAAACGCAUUUACCUCAGCAGUAAACUGCCUUCCUGGAUGAGGAAGUUUGUGCCCAUGAUCUUCUACGUGACGGAAAAGGCCUGGAACUUCUACCCUUACACCGUCACAGAGUACUCAUGUUCCUUCGUUCCUAAGCUGCAGGUCAAGAUUGAGACGCGCUUCGAGAAUGACAACGGCAGCAACGAGAACGUGUUUGGAGACGGGCCCACUCCCCGAGACAGCGUCUGCUUCUUAGACAUACUGAGCGAUCCAAUUCCCGACAAACACUACAAAAAAACAGAGGACCUGAGCGGCUGGGUGUCCAAGAGGACGGGCCGGGGUCCCCUGGUGGACGGCUGGAGAAACAGCGCCAGGCCCAUCAUGUGCUCCUAUAAGAAAGUGCAGUGCAGCUUUGAGGUUUACGGUUUCCAGAGCAGAACAGAGGAGUUCAUCCACAGGAACAUUCGGGACGUCCUGCUGGUGGGACACAGGCAGGCAGUGGCGUGGACAGACGAGUGGCACGGGAUGAGUCUAGAGGAAGUGAGAGAGUACGAGAGGAAGCUGCAGCAGGAGACCAACAGCAAGCUGAAGAGCGACAGGACAGACUCAGGCCCAGCGCCCCUGUGCCCCUCCUUCUCCCGCUCCAUCUCUGUCACGGAUGAGUCGUCGUUGAAGAAGAUGGGCCUGAAGACAGUGUCUAUCCCAGACUGUUCAUCCUGUCCCUCCUCUUACUCGGUCCCUAUGAGAAUGAACUCUAAUCCAGAAUGACCCCCCCUUCUUCCACCGUCCUUCUGCAGGGAUUAAAGCACCUCAGUAACUGCAGCUGGACAGAACUUUCUACUUUUCAGAGAUGUUAAAGGUCACAGUUUCAAAAGGAUGUACAUCACCACUGUUAGAGUAAAAUAAACAUAAGCUACGCACAGAUUUUUUAUAGUUGCCAAAUCCACCAAGUACCUGUGGGAGGUUCCUGUCAUUUUUUUCUCUUUAGGUCAGCUGCUGAUCCAGCUACUAGUGGCAGAUAACACUAAGGGUGUUUUCUGUGCUCACCUGUCCAGUCACACCUGCUCCACAAUUAUUCAGGAAUGGAGACGAUCACGCUCAAACCCGAUCUCUCUGACUCGAUGGUUCACUCUUGUUUAGGUAAGAGACUCAAAUCGGUCAUUAAUGUGAUGAACCGGCCUGAACUGACCCUCAUGAGCUCCUCCUACUCAGUGACAUCACGUGACUGAACCACUGCAUCAUCGGCACAAACUAACGAGCAGAACGAGCUUCGCUGAGAAGAUCAUUAACUCUGAUCAGCUCUCAGCUUCGUUAUUAGAGCCAGACGGA
Molecule: messenger RNA, 2005 nt
Organism: Pygocentrus nattereri (red-bellied piranha)
Lineage: Eukaryota; Metazoa; Chordata; Actinopteri; Characiformes; Serrasalmidae
Gene: pitpnc1b
Product: phosphatidylinositol transfer protein cytoplasmic 1b
Exons: 10
Coding region: 521-1444 (307 amino acids)
Biological process (GO): phospholipid transport
Cellular component (GO): cytoplasm
Molecular function (GO): phosphatidylinositol binding; phosphatidylinositol transfer activity
Source: RefSeq, a predicted model, not a curated record